Molecule: messenger RNA, 2867 nt
Organism: Ipomoea nil (Japanese morning glory)
Lineage: Eukaryota; Viridiplantae; Streptophyta; Magnoliopsida; Solanales; Convolvulaceae
Product: cyclin-dependent kinase F-4-like
Exons: 17
Coding region: 1255-2637 (460 amino acids)
Biological process (GO): intracellular signal transduction; protein phosphorylation
Cellular component (GO): nucleus; cytoplasm
Molecular function (GO): ATP binding; protein serine/threonine kinase activity
Source: RefSeq, a predicted model, not a curated record
UUUCUUUCCCACAAAGCCAAGAUUCACAUCAACAUCAUUGUCACAGAGGGCGAGAGAGAACGAGUCAGACGCAGGCACAUAUAUACAUGUAGGCAGACUGGUGGCCUUCGCAAAAAUUCGUAGAAUAUAAACAACGUUAUUCACAUUUAUUCACAUUAGGAUUUUGGGUACACUGGAGUUGUCGAUAAUCUCCGCAUUGGCUCGCUUAGGUUAUGCCGUUACCCCCUCAGGUUUUGUUAGACUUCAAUUCCAAGGGAUUAAUAUCACUUAGGACAUGGAGCAAAUAUGCCUUUGGUCAGAUUGCUAUCUGUAUCAAGUGUUAUCAUUCCAAAAAGUGCUUGAUGAACGGUUUCUCAUCCAUGUGGAUUUUCUUCUCGUUUCCUUUGUCAAUUGCACUUAGUGAGGAGCCUUUCUUGAAUGAUCAGUUCAGGAUGCCGACUGCAAAUUCUUUAUAAAAUAGACAUUGGAUCUUUUAUGCAAUUUGACAAACUGCAUACCUUGUUAUGAUGUCAGUUGUGACUAUACUGUUAACUCAUGCAAUUUCAGUGUUGCUAGUGAUUUCUGAUACACCACCCAUUUGAGAUCAUUUGGAACCCUUCACAUGAGGGCUAUAUUCUGUGAGCAAAUGGAUGAUGUUUCUGAACAUCAUUGAAGAGUUAGAUUGACUGUUGCACUCUUUCUUAGAGUUGGUAGUUUUUAUACACAUCUUGGCAUUUUCGCUAGACAGGUGCCUGGUGCAAGUUAACCAAUUCGCUUGACUGAAGGAUCACAUUAGCUUCUUCUAGCAUAUCUGAAAAGGAAUGAACAUUAGCUCUGUCUAUUAUAUAUGACAAACUUGCCAUACUGUUUGAGAGAACACUUUGGACAGUGUCCUGGGCUGAGAAUUAAAUAACUAAUCCCCGUUUGAUUCAACUUCGUUCUGCUCCGGCUAGUAGUUGGGUGAAUAUCGAGAUGAUCAACACUUGUUUUCUUACCUUACCCUACCUAGCUUAUUAUUCCUUUGAUGUCAUGGUGGUAUAUCUCAUGAAUAAGGCUGUGGAACCUGUCCAUCAUAUCCUUACUGGUUUUACCAUCAAGUGUGGGACCACACACAAUUGACGGUGAAUUUUACCUAAUCAGCCAUGCUAGUAGCUUAUAUGUAGUUCCUCUUUUUCAGUGUCAACUAGAGGCACAGUACUUACACCUUCACAGUGUCUACAUUCUUUCUCCAUCUUGAAUAAAUAAGUGAGUGCUCCGUGCGGGUUAAGUAUAAAAAUGGAUAGGUAUAAGAUAAUUAAGGAGGUUGGUAAUGGUACAUUUGGAAGUGUAUGGCGAGCAAUCAAUAAGCAAACUGGUGAAGUGGUUGCAAUCAAAAGAAUGAAAAAGAAAUAUUAUUCAUGGGAAGAAUGUAUAAACUUGAGAGAAGUCAGGUCAUUGAGGAGAAUGAACCAUCCAAAUAUUGUGAAGCUCAAGGAAGUGAUUAGAGAAAAUGACAUCUUGUUCUUUGUGUUUGAAUACAUGGAGUAUAAUCUAUACCAGCUUAUGAAAGACAGAGGAAAGCUGUUCUCGGAAACUCAAGUGAAAAAUUGGUGUUUUCAAGUAUUUCAAGGUCUUGCAGACAUGCAUCAACGUGGAUGUUUUCAUCGUGAUCUCAAGCCAGAAAACCUGUUGGUUACAAAGGAGAUCAUUAAAAUUGCUGAUUUUGGCCUUGCCCGUGAGAUUAAUUCUCAACCUCCAUAUACAGAAUAUGUUUCAACCCGCUGGUAUCGGGCUCCUGAAGUUCUUCUCCAGUCACCAACAUAUGGUUCUGCUGUUGAUAUGUGGGCCAUGGGUGCAAUAAUGGCUGAGUUGUUUACCCUUCGCCCUCUAUUCCCUGGCUCAAAUGAAGCAGAUGAGAUCUACAAAAUAUGCAGUGUAAUAGGCACCCCAACAAUGAGUGAAUGGUCAGAAGGUCUGGAACUUGCUAAUGCGAUUGGUUACCAGUUUCCACAGAUUGCUGGUGUACAUCUUUCUGCCCUGAUACCAUCUGCUAGUGAGGAUGCAAUUAAUCUUAUAACAUCACUUUGUUCAUGGAAUCCCUCCAAGCGACCUGCUGCAGUUGAUGUCCUUAAGCAUCCUUUCUUCCAGAGUUGCAUCUAUGUUCGUCCAUCUAUACGGUCUAAAGAAGUCCUCGGUAGAACACCUCCAUCUGUAGGGCGCUAUAACAAUGGAUUUGCUUCUGCUGGAACAAAGGCAUUUGAACCAAAAGGCAAUAGGUGGUCCUCAGGUGCUCUCUCCCACCCAAAGCCCACUAGUAACUUCUCUCCUGCCAAGUCCCAUGUGUCCUUGAAUACUGCGGGUGUGCAAAGAAGGUUGGAUAUGAACUACCAACAGGAUGCGAUGAAGAAUGAUAAACCUGUUAAGGCUUCGAUAAAGCAACAACUGAAAAACCGGGCUUUAGCAAGGGACAACCAACGUGCAAGUGAAAAACCUAGUGUAGUCUCUGGUGCAACAGAAAAGCUAGCCAACAUGACAAUUGGGUCUACUAGAAGAGUAGCCACAAAACCUGUGCCUCAACCUAUGAAGGCUGGAGGAUGGCACGCACAACCUGAUGCGUUUCUUGUGAAAUCUCAGGAUAUUCUUCCCGGAAGAAGUUACACAAGGAAAGUGGCGGGAUGAACCAAUUUCUUGCUCUGUUGCUUUUAUAGUGUGUGCUAUUGCUGGUCCUUUUUUCUGUGGCUAAAAUAUGUUUUGUUGAGUGGGUGAUCCCAGCCACUUCUAUGGUAUCUUUCGUUUUGUUUCGUUUUAUUGACAUUACUUGUCUCAAACGCAAGUUCUCGUGUGUGUGUGUGUUUUUUUCCCGUUUCGACUUGGUUAAUAAAAUACUGGUUUGUGUUUUUGAUAUUUUC